UGUGAUAACAGCACAGAUCUGACAAAGAAGGCAGCAACCAUUGGAAGCAAUAUCAACAUGUUAAGAAAAGCUUUAACGACUGAUGCUGUGAAGGAGUUUUCUGUUGUACCUUCGGCUAAUCCAGCUGAUCAUUUUACUCCUGCUGAAGCGGCUCUCGUCACAAGGUUUGUGAAUGCUCUCUGUCGCAUGCUCAUUCCUGUGAUUUGUAGUGCAGCUAUCCCUAUAUUGGAAGAGCACAACUGUUUGACAGAGAUACCUACACCUCAACCUUUGAAACUUUUCCAAAUGGGAAGUGGGAAACCUCCUUUCACACUUGUGGUCGCACUGGAGAAGAAAACGGAAACACUUGUCUACGAAAUGAUGUCUCGUUGGUGUGAGAAUACCACUUUAGAAGGUGUUCAAACGAUUCUGAAAGAGUCAACGCUUAUAAUGAUGCCAGAACUUCCGGUGACACAGUUCAAUUGCCAUGAUUACGGAACUAUUGCUCCAUUCCAACAAGUGUUGUCUGACAUCUUGAAGUAUGUUCCCCAAGUCGAUUACAUGCUCCUCUUCGCUACAGGAGGACUCAAGCUUCGCUACACAAAUGAGACAGGAGGAUUUGGUGAUGAAUUGGCCUCGAUUUAUAAAUCCGUUCAUCCCUUCUUACAAGAUGCCCUUACGGAUACCUGUAACGGAGGAAUGCCUCAAGAACGAGAUGCUAUCCGAAGAAUAGCAUGGUCCGAAGGAAGCUCACCUUUACCGACUGUGGAUUGGAGCAAACCUGAUUCUCUUUUGGUUCAAGCUGCAUGCUGUCCAGAGACAGGAGUUGGCCAUCAUUACGAGGAAAAUCGGAAAAGUAUAAUAUCGGUGAUGAAUGAAAGAUUGCAUGGGUUGAGAGUAACUACGGAUGACACGAGUCUCGUCAUUCUGAGAGAAGAUGGGAAAAUGCACCCACUCAGGUUCGAAGAAGUUUUCAUUCCUCUAUCGAAUGGAUCACACAAAUUGACCGUUUUACGCAAUGGACAAAUCGUAGAUAAGUUUUCUGUCCAAAUUACCACAAGAUCUCCUACUGCCGUACAUGUAAUUCAUAUUGGACCUCAGACGUUCAUGGCGUCGAACUUCGUGGUUGUAUCGUUCGUCUCGUUUAUAAUUUUAAUAGCAUGUAUAUUCGGAUGUCGUCAAAGAGUUUCAUCGGUUUUGAACCGCCGAGGAUUCUUCACGGGUAGUCGAGCAGGUUUCGAACGAAUCCCACUCUACAUGAAUGAUGAUGAUGACGAAGACGAUAUUUUCGAUCUUCAAAAACUAUAA
This is a messenger RNA of Auanema sp. JU1783, 1287 nucleotides long. The record is from the annotation of a GenBank genome assembly. NCBI's taxonomy places the organism in Eukaryota, Metazoa, Nematoda, Chromadorea, Rhabditida, Rhabditidae.